Messenger RNA from Mauremys reevesii (Reeves's turtle), 4905 nucleotides. It is a transcript of the gene SAMD8, whose product is annotated as sterile alpha motif domain containing 8. The coding region runs from base 281 to 1525 and encodes 414 amino acids. Gene Ontology annotation, molecular function: sphingomyelin synthase activity; protein binding; ceramide cholinephosphotransferase activity. NCBI's taxonomy places the organism in Eukaryota, Metazoa, Chordata, Testudines, Geoemydidae. Gene Ontology annotation, biological process: ceramide biosynthetic process. The transcript is spliced from 6 exons. Gene Ontology annotation, cellular component: Golgi membrane; endoplasmic reticulum membrane. The record is from RefSeq and is a predicted model, not a curated record.
UCUCUGUACAGGCCCCAUUCCCCACCAGCAGCGCUGCGCUUGGCCCCUUGGCAGUCUCCGUGUGAGCCGCACCUCUGGGGGCGAUCGGUCACUGUUCGCUGGCUGGGUGCUGCUCUGGCCGAGAUUGUAGCGUAUCCGUUUAACAUCUGGUACUUCCCCUCUCUGCCGCGCAGCGAUGAUACGGACUUGCUAUGGCCCCGGGAACAAGACGCUUGGAAAAUAAUUACAAAAUUCAAACAAAAAGAGUAGUUUCUCUGUUUACCAUGUAGAGAGUAAGACAAUGGCAGGCAACAACCAGCUUUGCAUCCGACGUUGGACUACUAAGAACGUAGCCAAAUGGCUAAAGGAAGAAGGCUUCUGCGAGUAUGUGGACGUUUUGUGCAAUAGACACAGACUGGAUGGAAUUACAUUAUUGACACUGACUGAAUUUGAUUUGCGAUCUCCUCCUUUGGAAAUCAAAGUCCUGGGGGAUAUCAAAAGACUAAUGUUGUCGAUACGCAAAUUGCAGAAACAGCAUAUUGAGGUUUUAGAAGAGUUGGGUUACAACAGUGAUAGUCCCAUUGGCACAAUGUCUCCUUCUGUUGGCUCCCUUCAAGGUACGGAUUGGUUUUGUAAUGGUGAAGUACCACGGGACUGUGGACCAGUUACUGACCUGAAUGCCGAUCAGUAUCAAUACACAAAUGGGAAAAACAAACAUCCUAUGCGAAGACUGGACCCUGAGUACUGGAAAACAGUCUUAAGUUGUAUAUAUGUUUUCAUAGUGUUUGGCUUUACAUCAUUUGUCAUGGUUAUAGUACAUGAGCGUGUACCUGACAUGCAGACAUAUCCACCGCUACCAGACAUAUUUCUAGACAGUGUUCCUAGGAUACCUUGGGCCUUUGCCAUGACUGAAGUGUGUGGUGUGAUUCUCUGCUACAUUUGGCUCCUGGUUCUCCUCCUUCACAGACACAGGUCUAUACUCUUACGCAGAUUGUGUAGCUUAAUGGGGACAGUGUUCUUGUUGCGUUGCUUUACAAUGUUUGUUACCUCACUCUCUGUGCCAGGCCAGCAUCUGCAGUGUUCCGGAAAGUUGUAUGGCAAUGUGUGGGCAAAACUUCAGCGAGCAUUUGCAAUAUGGAGUGGUUUUGGAAUGACACUCACUGGAGUACAUACAUGUGGAGACUACAUGUUCAGUGGCCAUACUGUUGUACUGACUAUGCUGAACUUCUUUGUCACGGAAUAUACACCAAGAAGCUGGAACUUCUUGCAUACUUUAUCCUGGGUCCUGAAUCUCUUUGGAAUCUUCUUCAUUUUGGCUGCACAUGAACAUUACUCUAUAGAUGUCUUCAUUGCUUUCUACAUCACCACAAGACUCUUUUUGUACUACCACACAUUGGCUAAUACCAGAGCAUAUCAGCAGAGUAGGAGAGCGAGAAUCUGGUUUCCAAUGUUUUCUUUUUUUGAAUGCAAUGUUAAUGGUACAGUUCCUAAUGAGUAUUGCUGGCCCUUUUCAAAACCUACAAUAAUGAGAAGGUUAAUUGGAUGAAGAGUACCUAGUUUAAUCUAAGUUAGUAUGAAGUAUUCAUAACAAAUCUCUACAGAACUAGCUGGAAAAAGAAGACAACUGUUUCCAUCCCUGUGGUCUCCUCAUGCCCCACUUCUUAGAUUCCCAGUCACAAAGUUGGGAUUUCCAUACUUCACAAGGUAGUAGUAGAAUCUAACGCUAGGAGGAUAGGUAGAGGCUGCCCAUAGAUCAUUAUGAAUCUGAAAUAGAGAAGUCAUCAUUACCAUUGGCAUGAUUCUACAAAAAUGCUUUAGGGUAGAGAAUAACUUACACUUUUAAUGUACGCUUUACCAGACUUGCUGUUUUGAGGUCCAGAUGAUCUCUGGUAACUUGAAUGUUUGCCUGUACAAAUAAUACUAAGUACUAAUUUGUUAGCCACUGACUUUUUAAAAAAUAUUAAAUAUAACUUUUUCUGUUGAGGCGUGUACGCUUACAAAAUGACUCUGAAGAGUAGCUUGUAACAAUAAGGAAAGUAGUAUAGCUCUUUACUAAAUGGUUUCCCAGAAAUCUUAAAUAAGAAUUCUGAAAAAGGUAUAAUGGACAAUAUGUGUUGUGUAUAUACAGAAGGCCAAAGAUGAAACCGCCUGCUUUUUUGAUUUGGGGGUAGUCAGCUAUUAAGAUCAUCUUUGAACAGGGCUUAUUUGGUCAGAGUAAACGGUUUUUGCCAUUGUCCUACUGCUUAGACAGUUCCUUGUUGGUUUAGAAAGGAAAGCUACAUCUGUUGAAAUGAAGUUGAGGUAGCUUAAGUGCUUUAGAGUCACAUAAAGUUACUCUCUCUUCUGUAUGGUUUAUCAAAUACUUCACCUAAACCUAUGCAUGCUUUUUAUGAGCAACUCUUUAAUCACUAGAAGAAUAGAACAGUUAAAUUUAUCUUGAAGUAACAUAGUGCCUCGUAAAUAGAUGGGGAAAUGCAUGUAGUGAUCCCCCCCCCCUUUUCAGGAAAAGUUUUAAAAGCAAGUUUCAAAAAUAGUGUUAAUGUUGAUCUUUUUUAUAUUUUUUUUGUCCCAAUCCAUCUGGUAUCAGCAAAUGUUGAACAUAUUUGAAUGCGUAAGGGUUUUUUGAUGAACUGUAUAUACAGUAAAAUGCUUUAUACUUAGUCUUAGAAAUUCUGAAAAUAGACUGGUUGUUAGAAAUAAGCUGCUUGUUUAUGACACUAGUAGUUAGUUACAGUAUCUUAAGCGGUUUAACUUCUAUCACUUUUUUUGAGAGAUCCUGAUUUUGCUUGUGAAAGACUAGUGGUUAGAAGUGGAGCCUGAAGUAGUGCGUGCAAGCAAGGCCCAUACUUGUUAGUGAUCUUACAAACCGUUAUCCGUAUAUUUUUGUGUGCAAGAAGGUAGCUUUAACUGUAGUUACUCAGAUUUAAUGGGGAAUAGUAGUUUAAUUUGAGUUGCAAAUACAUAAAUGUUGGUUAUUAUCACGUUAGUUCACUAUCCCAUAAUUUCAGAAUAGCUAACGUGUGAGAAGAGGUAGUGCAAUGUCAGCCUCAAAAAAUUUCCAUGACAGUUUGCCAUCCCGAUACAAACUGUUCACUCUCACUUUACAGUGACUAUAGGAAAACUGAAAUACAUGCAGUACUUGCCUGUCAACAACAACAACAAAUUUACCCCGUCAAGUAGAGUUUUGCAAGACUUAAUUAGGUAUUUGAAGCUCAGUCUAGUAUGGUCUCCCAUCUCUACAUUUAUCGGUCUUAACAAAGAUACUUUAAACUUGGAAUUAGAAACAGUAAUUAAGGAGAGAAUAUAUUACCCGCUCUUCAGAAUGUUUAUUUUAAAAAUUUGAAGUUUAUUUAGUUCCUGUUCCUGGGACGAAUUCCAUAUCCCAGAGCAUCUGUACCAAAUGCAGGAGCACACCUAGUGUAAGUUGCAUUGCUCCGCAGACUUUGAUAUCUGUAACAUUCCUGUUCUUUAACAAACCUGCUGCUAAUGAUAAAGCAUCCAAACCUGCUGAAUGCUCCCAGCACCUAAACUAGGGAAAUGCACUGACACUUUGCAAAGCAGAAUCUUUAAUCUCCAAGGAUUUAUGCUUUUAUGAUAAAUGUUUGUUUGCUACCCUUGUCUUCCUGAUAGGAAGCGGCAGUCUGAACAUUCCAGUCUGGAAUAAAACAUCCCCAGUUAUGGGGACACACUUGCUUCUGCAGUGCCCAGUAAUUAAUUGGGCUAUUGUUUAACAGUGUUAUUUCUUUACACAUUUUGGACACACAUUAAAGUGUUAAAGACUUAUAUUCUUUGAGGUUUUUGAUAAUUUAGGGAAAACAGGAAUAAAAAAUGCAGCUAAAUUUGCAAAGCUGUUGACUCUGACAGUAACUCCAGACUGCUGACCAGCUUAGCUGUCUCUCAAUUGUAGAAUUCUUUGUCUUUUAUUUACUCAUGUCUAGUAAAGCAAAAAGUUCUAUAACUUAUCAUAAAAGUGUUUACAUAACCUAAAAUGACAUCUCAAGAUUUUUAUGUGUAAUACUUAAAGUUCAAAUCUUUGUUUUUGAAAGCAUAAACAUUCUUGGGGUUUUAUUUUGCCUCCAGCUUUAUUUAUUUCUCAAGUGUUGUUUACAUCUAAAGUAUUGUCAAGUCAGUAUUGCGGUUUGUUUUUUGAAUAUUUUUAUGAAAAUAGGAUAUUUGCUAGCUACACAAUUGCUUUAUGUAUUCACACACUGAUUUUCUUACUGCUAAGAAUCUGUUUCCGAUAUUUGUAACAUGCAGGAUUGAUUUCCUGGGAACUGGGCAGGGUAUUAAGACUGUCAAUCCUUCUGUUUCUUGGAGGUUAGGCAUCUCUGCCAAUAGACACACAUCCAGUAGCUCAUAAUGAUUUUCUGACUAUAAAGAGAAAACAAAAUAUUUCAGGUUAUUUUAUUCAGAGUUUCAAAACAAGGGUUGGCCCUUAAAGCAAUACUGGCAACUUGAUUAGACUUUCCCCCCCAAUUUGUUUCAAAGUCAAGCGAGGUACAGCAUUUUAAAACGUUUUUAUACAGAUUUUUUGCCACUGCUUUUAACAAAUCUUGGUGUUUGUUUUUGCAGCAGAAAGGGUGGGCUCAAGCUUGCUGUGCCUCCCCUUUUAUGACCUCGCACACCUGCAUGCUGCCUCUUCUAUUUCAUCUUACCUGCAGCUCUUUCUGGCAGAUGCCUUGUUGCAAAGCCUGGGGUAAAACCAUACAUGAGUUCAGCCUCAAAACAGGACAUGUGUGAUGUCAACAGGUUAGUGCUUUAUACAGGAAGUGCAAAUGAUGAGCAAACCCAUGAAAUGGACUUUCAAACACACAAAGUAAAUAAACUGAAUAAAAUAGAAAAACAUUUCUCUAAUCUUUCAGUUACAAGGAAUACCUGAGAUUAUUGGAACAGUAGGGCCAGAUUUACAGAUCUCUCCCAAAAAAA